UAUUCGAAGAACGUGAAAAAUGGCUGAAAGUGUAAAGGUAGCGGUGCGGGUUCGCCCAUUCAAUUCAAGAGAAACCAGCAGAAAUGCCAAGCUUAUCAUUGAAAUGUCGGGGAAAACCACAGAGAUCAUGGACCCCGAAAACAUGUCUGCCGAACCUCGACGUUUUGCGUUUGAUUACUCCUACUGGUCACAUGAUCAGUUCAAUGAGAACAGCGAAGGCUAUUUAGAACCAUCUGGAGGCAAAUAUGCAGAUCAGAGAGUUGUGUUUGACGACCUGGGUCGUGGAGUGCUGGACAACGCCUGGAAGGGGUAUAACUGUUCACUGUUUGCGUACGGCCAGACUGGAAGUGGCAAGUCCUACUCCAUGGUGGGCUAUGGCAGCAACAAGGGGAUUGUUCCGAUUUUCUGUGAUGAACUGUUCAAGGCAGUGGAGAGCAAACGAUUGAGUGCUGGAGCUGAUGAGGAAUACCAGGUUACCUUGGGCAUGUUGGAGAUCUAUAAUGAACAAGUACGUGACUUGCUCAACCCUAAAACGAUUAGCCAGAAAGGAGGGCUGAAGGUACGACAGGACCCUAAAAAGGGUUUCUAUGUUGAACAGCUGACAUCUUGCCCAGUAAACAGUUACAAAGAGAUAGACAACAAGAUAAAUGAAGGCACUCGUAACAGGACUGUGGCUUCCACCAACAUGAAUGCCACCAGCAGUCGAGCCCAUACCAUUGUGGCCAUCACUUUCACUCAGAAGACCCCCAAUGAGACUGGACAGAGCAUGACAAGGACCGCUGUAGUCAAUCUUGUAGAUCUGGCAGGGAGUGAGAGGGCUGACUCGACUGGGGCUACAGGCGACAGACUUAAGGAAGGCUCGGCCAUUAACCAGUCUCUCAGUUCCCUUGGUAACGUUAUCAAGGCUCUGGCUGAUCUAUCAACUGGGAAGAAGAAAACUGUCGUGCCGUACCGUGACUCGGUGCUGACCAAACUAUUACAGAAUGCCCUGGGAGGCAACAGUAAAACCAUCAUG
Messenger RNA from Pecten maximus, 1015 nucleotides. RefSeq names its product kinesin-like protein KIF28P. Gene Ontology annotation, molecular function: microtubule binding; ATP binding; ATP hydrolysis activity. Gene Ontology annotation, cellular component: kinesin complex; microtubule. NCBI's taxonomy places the organism in Eukaryota, Metazoa, Mollusca, Bivalvia, Pectinida, Pectinidae. The transcript has 8 exons. The annotation marks the transcript as partial. Gene Ontology annotation, biological process: cytoskeleton-dependent intracellular transport; microtubule-based movement. The record is from RefSeq and is a predicted model, not a curated record.